GGCGGGAGCGAGAGAGAAAGAAGUGUAGGGUUUUAUUGUCAGUCCGUGAUUAGCUGCACAAAAUAUCCUCCCUCUGGUUUUCCUACAUUUUUUUAAUCCACACAAGAGACACAAAGCUCAACAGGACGCGCGGCUUUUAAUCUAUUUUUUUUUCUUGAAUAAAAGUCUCCCGCGUUAAAAAAAAAAAAAAAAUAAGCUGGUUUUUUUCUCCCGUCCAAGCUAGCAAGUAAAGCUAACAUUUUAUCCAUAAAGUGCGAUGUUUCUUUAGGAAAAGUCUUUACAGAAACUAAAAAAAAAAAGAAUUUAUUCUUGUUUGUUUGGGAAUUUUACGACCCAUUUUUUUUUUUUUGCGACAUUUUAUUUUUAUUUCCAGCACGUUUCCUUGCUAACUGCCGAGCUGCUAAUGGCGAAGGUUCAGGUCCUGAAUGUUGCUGUUUUGGACAAUCCGAGUCCUUUCGGGAAUCCUUUUCAGUUCGAGAUCACGUUCGAGUGCAUGGAGGACCUUCCUGAAGAUCUUGAGUGGAAGAUCAUAUACGUGGGCUCAGCUGAGAGUGAGGAGUACGACCAGACCCUGGACUCGGUCCUAGUGGGUCCGGUACCUGCAGGGAGACACAUGUUUGUGUUCCAGGCAGAUGCUCCAAACACGGGCCUGAUCCCUGAGAGCGAUGCGGUGGGCGUCACUGUGGUACUGAUCACCUGCACGUACAGAGGACAGGAGUUUAUUCGCAUCGGCUAUUACGUCAAUAACGAGUACACAGACGCAGAGCUCCGUGAAAACCCGCCUCUCAAACCCAACUACUCGCAGCUCCAGAGAAACAUUCUGGCGUCGAACCCACGUGUAACCCGAUUCCACAUCAACUGGGAGGGCUGUUCUGAGAAGAUGGAGGACUCUGAGAACGUGGACCCGUCUCCGAACGUGAUGCUGCCUCCGUCGUGUCUUCCGGGGAAAGCUCCUCCGCUCGGGCUGAUGCCGGACAACUCCAUGGACUGCUUGUAGAUCCUCAGACGCACCUGUUAAGGAGCCGCCUUCCCCUUUAAGAUCUUGUACACCCCAGAACCACGGAGCAGACUUGCCGACGAGCACGGACAAACGAAAGGAACGAAUUUUUUUUGGUUCUUUUUUUUUUUUUUUCUCCGGAUUUGUUUUGAUAUUUUCAGGAGGUUCAUAAUCUCUGAAGUCAGAUAUGGAUUGGUAAACGUUAGGAAUAUUCUACAAGCAGCAUUUUUCCAGAUUAAUUACGUUUAAGCGUGCAGGUGGGAUUGUACAAUACUGUAUAUAUGUGUUUACUUCUGUUUGUAUUCUGGCUCUCCAAAUAAAUAAAUAUCUUUUGUUACGUCA
Molecule: messenger RNA, 1339 nt
Organism: Tachysurus vachellii
Lineage: Eukaryota; Metazoa; Chordata; Actinopteri; Siluriformes; Bagridae
Gene: asf1ba
Product: anti-silencing function 1Ba histone chaperone
Exons: 4
Coding region: 404-997 (197 amino acids)
Biological process (GO): DNA replication-dependent chromatin assembly
Cellular component (GO): nucleus
Molecular function (GO): histone binding
Source: RefSeq, a predicted model, not a curated record